Drosophila guanche is the source of this 2413-nucleotide messenger RNA. RefSeq names its product myb-like protein Q. Lineage: Eukaryota; Metazoa; Arthropoda; Insecta; Diptera; Drosophilidae. The transcript is spliced from 4 exons. The record is from RefSeq and is a predicted model, not a curated record. Bases 400 to 1809 code for a protein of 469 amino acids.
UGUCUGUCUUUCUGGCUUUCUGUCUAUCUGUCUAUCUGUGUGUGUGUGUGAGUGAAGAGCAUUUUCAAGAGGAUAUCCAUUGCGAGGGUGUGCGUGUGUGUAUCGUGUCGGGUCAGUUGAGCGUUCAAGGACUUUUUCCAGUGCUGCGCCAACAACAAAAGCACCAACAAUAUGGGUGCAAUAUUAGCAACAAAAACAACAACAACAACAACAAAAAUAGCAGCAACAGCAACAACGAACGUGACAGAAACGUGCCCAUAGGAAAAGGCAUUGAAAAGCUCCAAAGAAAAUAUUCAAGUAUAUCCGAGAAAUAUUUCAAGAAAAUAUUGCAGUUGAAUCCUUCCGCCCGAGCAGCUACACUUAAUUAAACUGCUCCAUUUGCUCUUCCUGCUCGUGGACAUGCACUUCUGGAUAGACAAACGCUCGCAGCAGUGCGGCUUCGGACGCUCUCGUGUGGCUGCCUCGCUCUCCCAUGCCGGGAGCGGGCUCAGUUACGGCCAUCCGCCCAGGCGAGCCAAGUCCUCGAGCUGCAGCACCAUGCCACCCGUGCAUAGAUCCCUGCCACAGACGCCCUAUGACUGCCAUCAGCCGGGCACCAGUCGCCAGUCCCAGUCCCAGUCCCAGACACAAUCACAUUCACAGUCCCAUUCCCACUCCCAGUAUGUGAACAACAAUUCACUGCAUGGCCAGCAGCAACAGCAGCAGAUGAUGCAGCAACAUUCCACCAACAACAACAAUGUGAACAGCAGCCACUUGGCUGCUGGCACUGGAACUCCAACUGCCAGCAACAACAUCUCGAACAACAACGCGAGUGGCACGGCGUCUGCGGCGGCGGUGCUCACAGGAAGUGGAACCAUUGUGCCACUGGUGGCGCGUAGCUCGCGCUACCAUCCCAGGACACAGCAGCCAACGCAGCACCAGUACAGCUAUCACCAUCCACAGUUUGGGAACAUGGUGCCUGUCAGACACCACGAUACACAGCAGCAGCAGCAGCAAUCACAAUUGCAACAGUUGCAACAUUCCGGCGUCUAUGCCGAUGAUGCAUACAGCGCCUAUCACCACAAUCCCCAUCAGCAGCAGCAGCUGCAACAGCAGCAGCAGCAGCAGCAUCAUCAUCAUCAGCACAGCAGCAGUCACGCCCACAGUCAUCGACAAGCGAGCGCCUAUGCAACGCCACGUCGCCACAAUUCCAGCAGCAGCAUGAGGCAGCCAGCAGCUAGCGCAACAUCCGUCAUGGCAGCAGCACCAGUGGCCACUGCUGCCGCAACUUCCGCCCAGACGACACACACCAACCAGUUGCAGCAGCAGCAUCACGCGCUCCUGCAGCACGCAGACUCCCAGCUGCUGCCCAGCCACCUGAAGUGCGGCAUGUGCGCCUCCCUGGUGUUGGCGUCCGUCUUCGUGGCCGGCACCAAGUUCUACUUCGAUCACCAGGGCACUGGUCUGGAGGUGCUCAUCUUCUGCGCCUUCUCGGCCACCUUCUUCCUGGCCGCCUGCAUGGUCAGCCUCUGCCGCAUACCCAAGGGACUGCUGUCGAACCGUGGCGGGGCCAGAGCCACUGUGUGCCAUAGUCGCGGGGUUAACGCUGCUAUGCCCGGAGCAAGUGCAUCGGCAGCAGCUAGCUGCCUGCUGGAGAUGAGCGAUGUGCGGUAUCUGGAGGAGCGCCAGGUGACCACUGGGAGUGCGGCGACUGCCGGUCCGCCGCCCUACCAUAUAGCGAUCCUCCUGCCGGAGCAGACGGCCGCGAUGGGUAAGCAGAUGCCGAUGGAUGAGUCGCCGCCGCCGUCCUACGACAAGAUUCUAGUGUAGGCCUCGGGUAUCUAGGGAAGGCUUUCGAUGUCAGAGAAAGGAACCCAGAGCCCUGUAGUCCUGUAGUCCUGGAACCCUGAAACACCCACACAUACCACACCCAAUGCCAAGUACUUUUGCUCAGUAUUUUUCUAAAAAGUCCCCUUUAUAUAAACAUAUACAGAUGCAUAUACACAUAUACUAUAUCAGAUAUACACAUAUACUUAUUUAUGGAUAUGUACUUUUAAGCUCCGACUAAUAUUUUUACACUUUGACACUUUCUAAGUCCCGUGCCCCCAACCCCCAAACCGACCCAAACACACGAUCUUUCGACCCAAAGAUGUCUUCUUCUACUGUCAUUUUUGUUCUGUGAUAUGCUCAAGAGAAAGAGAUCGAAGAGAUCAAAGUACCACACACAUAUACAUAUAAAUAUAAAUAUAUAGCCACGAAACACGAAACACGAAACAAGCAACCAAAGCAACAAACCAAAGCAACGACAAAAGAAAUUAGAAAUACUCGUAGCAGGUGCCGUAGAUACUUACACAUCAAGCAGCAGCCGCAGCAGCAGUAUUAGUAGGAUUUUAAGUAAUUAAUUAACCAAUCACUUAUCAAAUAUGGGAUUAGU